UUUAUUUUAUGUGUUCCCGGCUCCAAUGCCGCUCGCGCCCGCGUGGGCGUUCCUCAAGGAUGCUUUCGCCCUAACAUUCCAUCAGUCAUAUCUCGUUUGUGUGCCCCGCGCUGGCCACUCAAGGCUGAAUGCCCCCCCAGCUCUUCACAAACGCCCCGCUUUCUUUCACCCUCUGGCCCCCUUGCUCUGUGACAGAGUGAAGGAGUAAAGCGGGGAGACAGGCGUAUUCCAACAGAUGGCUGGAGGUGUCCUGAUUCAGUCACACAGCAACUGCAUGAAUGGGAGCUCAGAGAGAUUGAUAGACAAGAGUGAGAAACAGAAAAAGAGUGGGGGGGAUAAAAAGGGGAGGAGAGGGAAAGGAGAGUGGAGGAGAGGGACACGGAGGGAGAAAGAGAGAGAAGAAGAAAGAGAAGGGCUGUUCAGCAAAAUUAAAGUGAAGAGAGGGAACCGUUCCCCUCUCUCCCUCCCUCCUCUCCCUGCCUCUUCUGGCGUCUGAAACCCCGCCCCCUCCUUUGACUCCUCUCUGCAUCUAUAUUAGUGCCUUUGUGCCUGAGCCGCUCAGUGGUUCGGCUGCUGGAGGGCUGCUGGGAGAGGAGCUCGGGGUGGGGCAGAGUGCUGACGGGUUCAUGACCCCCUGCGAUCGCCGUGCGCUCCGGAGGACACCGCCUCCGCCACAGACGGGCUCCAGAGGACCGCGGCUGUGAGAAAUCACACUGAAGUGCAUCGAGGACUGUGAAGACCAUCAUUUCAGCCAAGGAACAGUGACAGGGCGGCGGCAGUGCGCUCCGGGGUCGCGGGCGGGACGAGGGGGCACCAUGGCCGGCUGGGGCCUGUCUGCGGGGCUCCUGCUGCUCCUGGGGGCGCUCGCCGUGGCCCACGGCUCCGUCUUCCUGUCCGGCCAGCGCCUGAAGGCCCGCUUCCAGAGGGACCGACGCAACGUCCGCCCCAACAUCAUCCUCAUCCUCACCGAUGACCAGGACCUUGAGCUGGGCUCCAUGCAGGCCAUGAACAAGACGCGGCGCAUCAUGGAGCAGGGCGGGGCCCACUUCUCCAACGCCUUUUCGACCACGCCCAUGUGCUGCCCAUCGCGCUCCUCCCUGCUGACCGGGAAGUACGUGCACAACCACAACACCUACACCAACAACGAGAACUGCUCCUCCCCCUCCUGGCAAGCACAGCACGAGCCGCACACCUUCGCUGUGUACCUGAACAACACCGGCUACAGGACAGCUUUCUUUGGGAAGUACCUAAAUGAGUACAAUGGCUCUUAUGUGCCCCCCGGGUGGAAGGAGUGGGUGGCGCUGGUGAAGAACUCACGCUUCUACAACUACACCCUGUGCAGGAAUGGCGUACGGGAGAAGCACGGCUCGGAGUACCCCAAGGACUACCUCACUGACAUCAUCACUAAUGACAGCAUCAGCUUCUUCCGUAUGUCCAAGAGGACAUACCCUCACCGGCCAGUGAUGAUGGUGCUGAGUCACGCUGCCCCCCAUGGUCCGGAGGACGCAGCGCCGCAGUACAGCAAUGCAUUUCCCAAUGCUUCACAGCACAUCACCCCGAGCUACAACUACGCUCCGAAUCCGGACAAGCACUGGAUCCUGCGCUACACGGGCCCCAUGAAGCCCGUCCACAUGGAGUUCACCAACCUGCUGCAGAGGAGGCGUCUGCAGACCCUGCUGUCCGUGGACGACUGCGUGGAAAAGGUGUACAACAUGCUGGUAGAGAUGGGGGAGCUGGAGAACACCUACCUGAUCUACACCUCAGACCACGGCUACCACAUUGGCCAGUUCGGCCUGGUGAAGGGGAAGUCCAUGCCCUACGAGUUCGACAUCCGCGUUCCGUUCUACAUACGGGGCCCCAACAUCGAGGGAGGGACCUUCAACCCGCACAUCGUGCUAAACAUUGACCUGGCCCCCACCAUCCUGGACAUUGCAGGGCUGGACGUCCCCCUUGAUAUGGAUGGCAAGUCCAUCAUGAAGCUGCUGGACACUGAGAGACCGGGCAACAGGUUCCAGGUUAACAAGAAGGGGAAAGUGUGGAGGCAUUCUUUCCUGGUUGAGAGGGGGAAGUUUCAGCACAGAAGGGAUGAUGGGAAGGAGGAGGCACAGGAGAAUUUCCUGCCCAAGUACCAGCGGGUGAAGGAUCUGUGCCAACGGGCAGAGUACCAGACGCCCUGCGAGCAGCUCGGUCAGAAGUGGCAGUGUGUGGAGGACUCCACUGGGAAGCUGAGGCUGUAUAAGUGUAAAGGCAUGGCCAGCCUGUCUGCUCCCCUCAAGCAAGGCCUGCCCUUCAGCCAAUCACAGCUGUACCUGCGUGGCUCAAACUGGGGAGACUGUCACUGCAGCACCCCAAGAAUGAACACUUUCAGGCCGAAAAGACUGCUGGCUAAGAGGAAGCUGAAGGCUGCUAAGGGGCUGUCCCGUAGCCGCUGGGCACGCGCUGCACCCCUGGGGUUCGAUGGGGGCCUGUACACGGGGAUGCUGGGAGCUGUGCCCCGUCCCGCAGGUCCAAGGAACCUGAGCCAAGCCCGAGUGGAGGGGGAGGAAGAGGAAGAGGAAGAGUACAGUGGCAUGGGUAUCCCCACUGUCCCAAAAUCCAACAGUACCACAGCACCUUCCUUUCAUAAAGUCACCUACAGGUGCUCCAUACUGAUGAAUGACACAGUCAGGUGUGAUGGAGGCCUGUACAGGUCUCUACAGGCAUGGAAGGACCACAAGCUGCACAUCGAUCAUGAGAUUGAAACCCUUCAGACUAAGAUAAAGAACCUUCGUGAGGUGAAAGGUCACCUGAAGAGGUCGCGGCCAGAGGAGUGUCAGUGUGACAGAUACCCUUUUCAGUCAAGAUUUAAGGGGAAACUACAGUUCAAAGCAGGCCGUGUCCACUCAUCCAGGAAGAAUCAGAUGAAAGAUAAGAAGCAGUGGGUCCUGAAAGAGCAGAAGCGCAGGAAGAAACUGCGCAAACUGCUGAAGAGACUGCGCAACAACGACACCUGCAGCAUGCCUGGCCUCACCUGCUUCACCCACGACAACCAGCACUGGCAGACUGCCCCCUACUGGACAAUGGGGCCAUUCUGUGCCUGCACCAGUGCCAAUAACAACACCUACUGGUGCAUGAGGACGCUCAAUGAGACACACAACUUCCUGUUCUGUGAGUUUGCCACAGGAUUCCUGGAAUACUUUGACCUCAACACUGACCCUUACCAGCUGAUGAAUGCAGUCAGCACACUGGAGCGCCACAUCCUGAACCAGCUGCACAUCCAACUGAUGGAGCUGCGCAGCUGUAAGGGCCAGAAAGAGUGUAACCAGGAGACCGGGGCAAACGAUAGAAGCAGGACAGAAGACUACAGGAUGUUCCCCCGUCGAAAAAGGCCUAAAGUGAAAAGGCCCGCCUCGAAACCCCCGGGGCAGAUUUGGGAUGGAUGGGAGGGUUAGUAUCCCCGCGGCCAACUUUACAAACUUGCACAGACUGGAUGGACAUUCCCCUGAUCUCAAGCACAAAUUAAACAUGAGUCCAGACCAGCAGCUUCUGUGGGACAACGGAAAGAAGAUUGCAAGGAAUGCUGGGAUUUUUUUCCUGUUCAUCUGCCACCCUCUGUGGACUGUUGAAGGGAUUGCCAGUCUACCACACUCACUCCAAAACCUGCAGCACUGUCAACAGAGUUUUCCGGGAGGGUUUUUCUUUGUAUUGUAAUGACAAGGGUGGGCAGUGACUUCCAAGGACUGCAAUGACUCUAUGGUGAAUCCACCUUUUUCCUUACUGUCAUUUGCAAUUAAGCUCCCAGGACAAUUUCAAACUCACCACCUAGGACAAUGCAUUCCAUAGAGGUUCCUCUUGAGAUGGGGUAGGGGAGCAUGUUAUUUUUCCGUCCAACUUUAUUUUAUUAGAUUUGUCAUGGAAGGGGUGUAUUUAAAGUGAAAAAAUCAUGGAUCAAACGGAUCCCAAAACACAGACACCCAUUUUGCUCAACGUUUUUCAAGUUUUCUCAUUUCAGCUUAUAAUUUGAUGAAUUUUGUGUCAUUGCACACAUGCCAGUGUCCAGAAGCUGAAAGCCAUCUUCUGUAGCACCACUGCUGGACACAAUUCAGGCUCCUCUCCAUCCAAUAGGAAAGGCUUAUUUAGGAGAGAAAUGUUCACAAGAGAUUUUUCAUAACUUCAUCACACAGACAAUUUUGGCAAAUUGGCUUAUUUCCACAGGAAAAUAUUUAACUUUCCCACUGAUAAUACUGUAUGGAACUGUAGCAGCUGCAUUAACCCAUACAUAAACAGCCUUGUUCAGUAUUACACGUUUUGUGCAAACAUUUAUUUUGCUCAUUUCUUCAUACAUGGUGCUAUGAGUACAUUGAAUUGCUGUAUGUAUUUAAAUGUGUUUUGCAAUUCAUGUAAAUGUCAAAAUUAAUGUUUUACACCACACACAAAAAAAGGCCUUUCCAACAUUGUGUUCUGUGUAAUAGAUAUAAAAACAGCUUUUUAAAAACACAUCAUCAUCUAAUGAUUUGUAUAGGUUCACAAGCUUAUAUAGUGCGGCUCUUCGAAAAGAACUUCUUUUGUUUCAAAUGAAACAAAAGUUUAUACAACAUUGUGACAGUUCUGUACGCUUAUUUUUCAUUAGUGAAAAACAAUUCAAAAACAUUUAAAGGUGUUACUGAACAUUCUCUUUUAACUGCAAAAAAAGUUUUUUUAAUUAUUUAAUUUAUACAAUGCUGCAUGUGGGGAAUUACAGGCAAUGUGAUUAACAUUGCCUGCUGCAGUCAUGUAGAUUACCAUAAAUUUAUUUUUUGCUUCUUGUGGUCUUCCAGUGAGGAUUUAAUAGUGGUCAUUGCCAGUUGUUUGUGAAUAAAAUGUUAAAUCCAAACGUGUCUCAUGUAA
Messenger RNA from Anguilla anguilla (European eel), 4866 nucleotides. RefSeq names its product extracellular sulfatase Sulf-2-like. The coding region runs from base 816 to 3431 and encodes 871 amino acids. Gene Ontology annotation, cellular component: cell surface; Golgi apparatus; plasma membrane. The transcript has 23 exons. Lineage: Eukaryota; Metazoa; Chordata; Actinopteri; Anguilliformes; Anguillidae. Gene Ontology annotation, molecular function: N-acetylglucosamine-6-sulfatase activity; calcium ion binding; glycosaminoglycan binding. The record is from RefSeq and is a predicted model, not a curated record.